Molecule: messenger RNA, 3784 nt
Organism: Oncorhynchus kisutch (coho salmon)
Lineage: Eukaryota; Metazoa; Chordata; Actinopteri; Salmoniformes; Salmonidae
Product: neural cell adhesion molecule 1-like
Exons: 15
Coding region: 104-2095 (663 amino acids)
Biological process (GO): cell adhesion
Cellular component (GO): membrane; neuron projection
Molecular function (GO): protein binding
Source: RefSeq, a predicted model, not a curated record
ACAUGUUUCCACCACUGUUGUAUUUCGCGCGCAAUUGCAUGCAGCAGGUGUCAAGGACUACAUCGAUCCAUUCAUUGAGGAUAGUGACAACGUUGAGGUAGAAAUGGCUGAAUCGAUGCUCAUCUUGAGAAUGUGUUCCAUAAUAUUGGUCCUUGGUUUUUCAGAGGCCAAAAUGGAAAUCAUCACCAGCAAACCAGAUGUGUUGCUGGGUGAGAAUGCCAUGCUCCUCUGCAAAGCUGGUGGGGAAGGAGACAUCACCUGGCAGAAAGAUGGAGAGGAUGCUGAAGAUGACCAGGUUGAGAAAGUGGAUGAAACAUCGUCAAAACUGUUCAUCAGGAAUGCCAAGAUAGAGGAUGCAGGACGGUACACAUGCCUCUGUGAAUUUGACACAGGCCACAGAGAUUAUGUAUCUUCUGCCAUCUUUGUCUACGAGCCGCCAUCCUUUGGGCAAACACCGACCAACCAUGAGUUCCUGGAGGGUCAAGAUGUGGUCAUCACCUGCGUGGUCACUGGCAAGCCGGCGGUGGAAGUCAACUGGGAGAGGGACCAUCAGAAACUGCACUCUGACGCAGGUCGGAUCACAAGAUUGAAAGACAACUCCCUACAGAUCAACAACAUCAGCAGGAAGGAUCGCGGAUCAUAUACCUGUGAGGCUAAAAUCAAGGACCGGCCCAUUGUCAAAAAGCACGUCAUCUCCAUCUUCGUCAACGUUCCUCCCACAGUGAAGAUCCAUGAGGAGGUGAAGAAAGUCAUGGCCGGACCAGAGACCAAUGUCUCCCUCAGCUGCCUGGUCGAGGGAGUCCCCCAACCGAACAUCAUCUGGACAAUCCCAGACUCUUCAGAUGAGUCCCGCUACAAGUACAACUCGGACAAGAGCGAGCUCAUUAUCUCGUCCGUUGUCAGGAGCGACUACGGAGAGUACAUCUGCACGGCCAAGAAUAAGAUCGCAGAGAGCAGUGCCAUGAUCAUGCUGGAUGUCUCAGAGCAUCCUGUAGCAGUGCUGAGCCAGGAGAAGAUGAAGGUGGAGCCAGGCCAGACUCUCUCAGUGUCCUGUAACGUCUCAGGACACCCUAUGCCCGCGCUACAGUGGGUCAGGAAGACCAACAAUGACCACCUGCUAACAGUGGACACUGGUGGAGGUCGAGUGAGAAUGGAGGAUGGCUAUGUCCUGGUCGUUGACAAUGUGACGUCCUCAGAUGGAGGGCUGUACAGCUGCAUGGCUAUCAGUCCUGCUGGCAACGCCUCCACAGACUUCAGCCUGCAGACUUGGCCAGGCAAAGCAUCCCAGGUAAGUGGCACCCCAGGGCCCACAUCGGUCCACUUCACCCUGGGGGCUUCCCUGGUGGACGGGGGCUCUCCCAUCACCCACUUCACCCUCCAGUGGAAGACAGAACGUGAGAACAAUUGGCAGGAGAGAGUCAUCCAGUCCACAGACCCCCUGGUUAUCACAGAUCUGAUUCCCUACACCUCCUACUCUGUCCGGUUUGCCCCUCGGAACCACCUGGGUCAGGGUGGCUUCUCAGACGAGCUCACAGUCCGCACACAGGGCAUACGAGGGGAGCCAGACAGCCCGGUCCUGGUGGCCAGCGAGGGGAAGUUUGAGGGCAAUAUGUUCUCAAUCCCUUUAACACAGUUGGACUGCGGAGGCUCCCCCAUUAUCCACUACAUUGUCCGUUACAGAGUGAAUAAGAUGGAUGAGGACUGGAGGGUGAAGGACCUGCCGUCCAACUCGACAGUGAUCAACCUCCAUGACCUGCAGUGUAAAUCAGACUACCACAUGGAGGUGCUAGCCGUCAACUCCUACGGCUCCUCCAGGCCAGCCAAGCUGAACUUCAAUGUCCCACAACCUGUAGCCAAGAUGAAUAAGGGUGGGAUGGCGAAAUGGGCCGUGGCAGGCAUUGUCAUACUCAUCUUUUUGGUGCUACUGAUGGCUGUUGACGCCACCUGUUGCUAUACCAACCGCUGCGGCAUGCUGAUGUUCCUGGCUGUCAAGCUGUUUGGGCAGAAGGUCCCUGGGAUGAAGACUGUGGAGGAGGGUGACGGCACCUGUAAUGGGAAAACGUCCCCCAUUGGAGAUCCUGCCACAGAGGCCUGAGUUACUGAACGGGAAGUGACAUCCUAGUAUCUUAAGAAUGGAACCUGUAAAUGCCAAAGUAGAAAGGAGGAAGUGUUGUGAGUAGGGGUCUUAGUUAAAUGUAUUUGGAGAGUUCCCAGGACAGUCCAUUUUGAGAAAGGAUAAGGAUUCGGAAAGUUAUCUGAAUUGUAAAGUCUAACAUCAACAGAUGGUUGUAAUUUCAUCCAGCCCUGUGUGUUAAGUGUUCCAUUUCCUUUAUAUUUCAGUACAUUAAGGCGGCUGUAAUGUCAGGGAGACUUUCGUAGUUCAUUAAUUGAAUCAUAACUCAUUAUUUAUUGAAGUUUAUAUUAACUUUAAUCUGCAAACAAUCUGUAAGUGACAUAUCAUUAUUUGAUAAGGACAGUUUAUCCUAACAUAUUAACAUGAUUCCACAUUGAAUAUACAGCAUAAUCACGUUAACAAAUAACGACGUGACAAAAUUACAUCUCUUUAAGUGUUGUAAUCAUGAGAAAUAUACAGAGCUCAUAUAUUACAGAGCAAUAUGAUAUGCUUAUUUUUUAAUAAUCUGUUGUUAUGUUAUGUAUGUAAUAAUUUUAUGUUUGUAUUUGUAUAAUUAUCCACUUUUUUUACUGUUUAUUUUGUAUAUUGUACACUGUACAUUGUUAGUACAUACACAUACAGUAUAACAGCUUGUAUUUUGCUAUUUAAAAAAUGUCACUUAACAUACUUUUUUUCAUUCACUUUUCUUGAGUUUACCAUACUGUAGGCCUUGAGGUCUAGAUAUCAAAGUUCUCUGACCACCUCAGUGUGUUUGCAGUUGUCUGUAGAUAACUGCAUCGUCAUCUUCUGCCUUGUUAUUCCGCUGCAUCCUUUUAAAGGGAACAGGUUUUAGUGCAGAUCUAUAUUUGUAUUUACCUAGUAGUUAUUACUAUAUUACAGAUACUACAUAAUGUAAGCCUGUUGUUGCAUUGUUGGGGACACGUUUUUUGCAAGUUAUUAUGCAAUGGUUUGAUACACAUUAUUUUCCUUGUGCAAUUGACUUUGAGUGUCUCACUCACUCUGUGUUUAUUUACCUGGGUGAAGGAGCAGGCCUGAUAUUGAGCUCUGCGUAGUUCAUGUCAUCAGGAUCAGUGAUCGGCUUGGCUGACCAUUUCACGUUUUCAUAGAUGUCCUCUGGUCUAGACAAGGUUGCUUUCUGUAACUAACAGUCAGAAUACAGUCAAAAUACUGAGCACUGGCCCCAGGCAUAGAAUGACUCUCUUUCUACUCAUUGGCAUAUUUUAAUGAACUCAAAGUUCAAUGGGAUUGAUUUCCACAUUUACAUACAAGCUGUUUUUUAUUUAAGAAAAACAGAACAAUAAAUUCCAUGUGUAAGGUUUGUUUCGCAAUGACAACAUAGCCCAUUCGCAAUGACAACAUAGCCCAUUCGCAAUGACAACCACAGUAAGGCCACUGUUCGUACUUUACUUUCCUCUGAUCACCUACUUGGGGGAAUGGUUUGGUUGGAACCUUCUUCUCGCGCGUAUUCAACUUCCGUCUGUGGAUGAUACAACAAAGUGAGAAUUCAGCCAUAAAGGCCAACUAAAUAGCCUGUCAUGCUUUUCAGUAACUUUCCACUGUGGGCCAACCAAACCAACAGUUGGUGGUUGUCGAUGCCAGUAUGGUAAAUCUUUUCGAAAGAACAUUGGAAAUAAAGAAGUUGUGAAAGUC